AAUUGAAGUGAUACCAUGCAAAAUUUGUGGUGAUAAAUCCUCUGGGAUACACUAUGGAGUCAUCACAUGUGAAGGCUGCAAGGGAUUCUUUCGGAGGAGUCAGCAGAACAAUGCAUCCUACUCCUGUCCAAGACAGAGAAACUGUUUAAUUGACAGAACCAACAGAAAUCGUUGCCAACACUGCCGACUGCAGAAAUGUCUUGCCCUGGGAAUGUCUCGAGAUGCUGUGAAAUUUGGAAGAAUGUCCAAAAAGCAGAGGGAUAGCUUGUACGCUGAAGUACAGAAGCACCAGCAGCGACUGCAGGAACAGCGGCAGCAGCAGAGUGGUGAGGCAGAAGCCCUCGCCAGGGUUUACAGCAUUAGCAAUGGUUUGAACAAUCUGAAUAACGAAACUGGCAGCACCUACUCAAACGGGCAUGUCAUCGAUCUGCCGAAGUCUGAGAGCUUUUACAACGUGGAUUCUGCCCAGCCCUCCCCAGACCAGUCUGGGUUAGACAUGACUGGAAUCAAACAGAUAAAACAGGAACCUAUCUAUGACCUCACCUCUGUACCAAACUUGUUUACCUAUAGUUCUUUCAACAACGGGCAAUUAGCUCCAGGGAUAUCCAUGAGUGAAAUUGAUCAAAUUGCACAGAAUAUCAUUAAAUCUCAUUUGGAGACGUGUCAGUAUACAAUGGAGGAAUUACAUCAGCUAGCAUGGCAGACCCACACAUAUGAAGAAAUAAAGGUUUACCAGAGCAAGACAAGAGAAGCUCUGUGGCAGCAGUGUGCCAUUCAGAUCACUCAUGCUAUCCAGUAUGUGGUGGAGUUUGCAAAGCGCAUAACAGGCUUCAUGGAGCUCUGCCAGAAUGACCAAAUUCUCCUUCUUAAGUCAGGCUGCUUGGAAGUGGUUUUGGUGAGAAUGUGCCGUGCCUUCAACCCACUUAACAAUACUGUUCUGUUUGAAGGAAAGUAUGGAGGGAUGCAAAUGUUUAAAGCUUUGGGUUCUGACGAUCUGGUAAAUGAAGCGUUUGACUUUGCAAAGAAUUUAUGUUCCUUACAGCUGACUGAGGAGGAGAUAGCCUUGUUUUCAUCUGCUGUUUUGAUAUCACCAGAUCGAGCCUGGUUAAUAGAGCCAAGGAAGGUCCAGAAGCUUCAGGAAAAGAUUUACUUUGCUCUUCAACAUGUUAUUCAGAAGAACCACCUCGAUGAGGAGACAUUGACAAAGUUAAUAGCCAAGAUACCAACAAUUACUGCACUUUGCAACUUGCACGGAGAGAAACUGCAGGUAUUUAAGCAAUCUCAUCCAGACAUAGUGAACACACUGUUUCCUCCAUUGUACAAGGAGCUUUUCAAUCCAGACUCAACCACUGGCUGCAAAUGAAGGGGAUAAUAGAAUUUUCAUGUAGUCAUGGAAUGCAUCACCAGUAAGACAAAAAGAAAUGUUUUAAUGAAAAAAUUAUUAAAAAUGUCACUACUGCAACACUAGGAAUGUCCUGCACUUAAUAGAAUUAUUUUUCACCGCUACAGUUUGAAGAAUGUAAAUAUGCAACUCUGAGUGGGGAUGUCGUUUUUCUCCUUUGUUUACUUUUUUUUUUUUUUUUAACUGACAAUGAAUAUACAAAUAUAGGACACUAGGUGUUACCUUUUUUUUAAUUUACUUUUGUUGGGGGAUGUGUUUUGGGAGACAACUGUUCCUAGAAUUUUAUUGUAGAUAUACAUGAUAAUAGAGCAGUACUUUGCAGUAUUACUCUUGCUAUUCAUUGUUCAAAUAUAAUUUAAGAAAAUUCCACUUAUUAAACUGUCUAGUUCUAUGUUUUUAGAUAGUUUAAUGCACGUGGAAAUUUGUAGCUUUCUUGGAAAUUAUGGUGCAUAUAUGGAAGACACACACACAUAUGUAUGUACAUAUAUAUGUAUGUAUGUAUAUAUGUAUAUAUGCAUUAUAUGCAUACAUGCUGUAACUUAAGAUCACAUGCCUACAUUUAAAGGAUACUCAACCCAGCUGUCAUGUAUUUCUUACUCUCCAAGUAAUGUAUUAGAUUUAUUUUGGGCAAUCAAGAUUUGCUUUGCCAGCAUUAAAUUGUCAGCUGCCAAUGUGUAACGACAGGAUCACUUCUGAGAUGUCUGUAAUGUAGUGCAUGUGUGCUGUGUGUAAAUCAAACAUCAGGAAUGUACCAAUGGUGCAAAAGCCUUGUCUGGAUGGUUUUAGUGAAGACAGAAAUAGGAUUGGGGUGUUUCUUUAUUUUCUCACUGUUACAGGGAUAGAACAUAUAAAAUUGAACAUAGUAGGACCUGAUCUCAGUAAAGUAUCUGAAACAUGGAGUAAAAAUGUAGACAAUCUCAUAUGUACAUUUUUCUGAUUUCACACAUGAUUUUGUUUUAUAUAUACUUCUUUGAAAAGUAGCUUCAAGUCUUGAUUUGUUUUUUGCUGAACUCAUUAGAAAGAUAGGUAGCAGGCUCAGUGAAAACCAUAGCAAGGGUAAAAUGUUAUCUCUGAAGAGGAAGGAAAGGAGAAAAGGAAGAGGAAAGUCAAAAGUGAGUGAAGUCCAUGGUUACAAAGGACAGGAUAAUUGUCAUCAUCUAGAUGGGACUGAUGGUUUCCAUUACACUCAUACAUCUGUGUAUGUUUCAAACACAUGCACAUAUGUAUGUAUAUAACUGUGUAUAUAUAUAUGCAUAUAUAGGAUUUUUUUUGGAUGCAUUUCAGGAAUGGAGCACAGGAUUGGAGCUUUCUUUUUGUCUGUCUCUGAAUUGACUGUUAUGUGCAUUUGCUUGCAAACCAAAGGCAAACACAGAGGGGAGUGGAAGGCUGCCAUGGACCUAAUCUUGUGGAUUAAUUAAUUUUAAUCACCAGUCAUUAUUAAUGUAUCUACAUUCUACCAGUAGUACUAAACAGAGAUGUUUUAGCUAUGAAAGAGAGAUUCAGUUUCUACUGCAUCUCUCUUUACCCCCACUUUUACCCAUUGUGAACCUUUUCAGAGCGGUCUCCUCCUGGGAUGCCAGCAGAGGGCAUAGAGCAGAAGUAAGAAGGAGCAGGCAGGGAAGAAGAAAGGAAGUGAAGGCAGGAUCACAAGCAGAUGCAGUUUAUUUCAAACCGUGCAGAAGCCAGUGCAAUCUGAGGCAAGGCAAGGGGGGAGCACAAAGGAGCUGCCCAUUGUCCAGGCUCUUGGAGGGUCAGCUUCACAGGGAACCCACAGGGCUCUAGGGUGGGUGAAGAAAAUCGGUCUGUUGUAGUGAUAAUGCUUUGUGCAGCUCUGGUCUCAAACUUCUCUUUUCUGCAUGAGAAGAUAAUUCAUAGGCUAUUUCAAGUACAGUAAUUUCAUGAUUCCAAGCCAUACUGACUGUAAGCCACGUCUCCGGAUGUCGGCAACAUUUUGUUCUUUGUCCAUACAUAAGCUGCACCUGAUUAUAAGCCUCUCUGUUGUUUGCAGCAAGG
Messenger RNA from Catharus ustulatus (Swainson's thrush), 3415 nucleotides. RefSeq names its product RAR related orphan receptor B (gene RORB). The transcript has 9 exons. Gene Ontology annotation, molecular function: nuclear receptor activity; RNA polymerase II cis-regulatory region sequence-specific DNA binding. Gene Ontology annotation, cellular component: nucleus. Lineage: Eukaryota; Metazoa; Chordata; Aves; Passeriformes; Turdidae. Gene Ontology annotation, biological process: regulation of transcription by RNA polymerase II. The record is from RefSeq and is a predicted model, not a curated record. Bases 212 to 1363 code for a protein of 383 amino acids.